This is a messenger RNA of Cryptomeria japonica (Japanese cedar), 4546 nucleotides long. RefSeq names its product phytochrome. The record is from RefSeq and is a predicted model, not a curated record. Gene Ontology annotation, biological process: red, far-red light phototransduction; detection of visible light; protein-tetrapyrrole linkage. Gene Ontology annotation, molecular function: photoreceptor activity; phosphorelay sensor kinase activity; protein homodimerization activity. Lineage: Eukaryota; Viridiplantae; Streptophyta; Pinopsida; Cupressales; Cupressaceae. The transcript is spliced from 4 exons. The coding region runs from base 798 to 4151 and encodes 1117 amino acids.
CAAAGGAUUUCCUUCUAAAACAAUACAAUAUCAACACGAGCUUCUGAAGUACUAAUGUUAGACACAGUUAAAACCUCCAUUAUAUUCUCUUCCAGAUCUGUUUGCGCUGCGAUUCUGUUCUAAUGCUUGUCCUGCUAUUUAAAGCUACCUCCGGUAACUAACCAACCCAUCUUCGGUUUCGUUGAGAAAAUGUAGUCUGUAAUUUCCCAAAGUUUUUCAGGGCAACAUACCCAGGGCAUCAAAAAAAGCCUUUAAAAGGUAAAGGUUUGGACCAUAUCUAGUAAGGUUUAUUAGGGAAUGCUUGUUUAUUUCUACUUUGGUGCUGUUUGAUCUCGUCGACGUUAUCAAAAUUUCAUUUUGGUUCAUUCUUUAAAGAGAAAGGGUACACCAGCUGAUGCUCCGAAGCAGAAAGAGUCAGAAUCUGCCCAUUGAUUCCUGUGGUAGAUAAUUACUUUGUAAGGUACUAAUACCGAUACAUUUUAGGAUAGGAUACAGCGAAAUUUUGUGUAGUGAAAAAACAAAACCUAUUAUUUAGAAGGGCACAGCUUCAUAUAUGCAUCUGAGGUGGGCACAGUGCACGCUUAUUAAGAUACAUACCCAUUUAACAGUGGCACAUCUGUCAAUGGAGAUGGGUUGUUCUGAUUUUUCUAGGCUGCCCAUGUGGGUAUCUGGGAUUUCUUAGAAGAUUGUAGAUACUCAAUUACAUUGUUAAGGUCCCUUCUGGGUAUUGAUUUUGGACUCUUCCUAUAGCUGAACAAGAAUUUUGAAUUGAAUCUCUCGGCAAGUCUUUGAUCAAUAUGGCAUCCUCUAAGCCCACCCAUUCUUCAGGGAGUUCUGCUAGAUCAAGGCACAGUGCACGAAUAAUGGCCCAAACAACUAUAGAUGCAAGGCUCCAUGCAGAUUUUGAAGAGUCUGGCCAACAGUUUGAUUACUCCAAAUCCACUAAUAGUACUUUAGAGAUUGUGACGUCAAACACAGUGUCUUCCUACUUGCAGCAGAUACAGAGAGGAAAGUUGCUUCAGUCAUUUGGGUGCAUGCUUGCAGUGGAUGAGAAGACAUUUUCAGUGAUUGCUUACAGUGAAAAUGCCCCAGAAAUGCUCACAGUGGCACCUCAUGCUGUUCCCACUGUUGGGGAGCAAGAUGCUUUGGGAAUUGGAACUGACGCUACUAAAAUUUUUACUCCUUCCAGUGCUGUUGCAUUGCAGAAGGCUGUGGCGUUUACAGAGGUGAAUCUUCUGAAUCCAAUUCUGGUUCAUUGCAAAAAUUCAGGUAAGCCCUUCUAUGCUAUACUUCAUAGAGUUGAUAUGGGUUUGGUAAUAGAUUUUGAGCCCGUUAGGGCUUCAGAUGUUGCUAUGACUGCUGCUGGAGCAAUGCAGACCUAUAAGCUUGCGGGAAAGGCCAUAUCACGGUUGCAAUCUAUGCCAUCUGGAGAUAUCGGUCUGUUGUGUGACAUGGUUGUACAGGAGGUGAGGGAAUUAACUGGUUAUGAUCGUGUUAUGGCGUAUAAAUUCCAUGAUGAUGAUCAUGGGGAGGUGAUAUCUGAAAUUAGGAGAUCCGAUUUGGAACCUUAUCUGGGUUUGCACUAUCCUGCAACAGAUAUCCCGCAGGCCUCAAGAUUUUUAUUUAUGAAGAAUAGAGUAAGAAUGAUUUGUGAUUGUUGUGCACCCCCUGUAAGCGUAGUAGAGGACAAGAGAUUACCCAGAGAAUUGAAUUUGUGUGGAUCAACAUUGAGAGCACCUCAUGGUUGCCAUGCACAAUACAUGUCCAACAUGGGCACCAUAGCGUCUCUGGUGAUGGCUGUAAUCAUCAAUGAGAAAGAAGAAGAGGAAGGAGACAGUGAGGGACAACAGCAACAGAAAGGGAGGAGGCUUUGGGGGCUUGUAGUUUGUCAUCACACUAGUCCACGAUUUGUUCCAUUUCCUCUGAGGUAUGCUUGUGAAUUCUUGAUGCAAGUUUUUGGAAUUCAACUCAACAAGGAAGUUGAGUUAGCCGCCCAGUUGAGAGAGAAACACAUUUUGCGAACCCAAACUUUGCUUUGUGACAUGCUGCUUCGAGAUGCUCCUGUGGGAAUUGUCACGCAGAAGCCUAACAUAACGGAUCUUGUUAGGUGUAAUGGUGCUGCCCUCUACUAUGGUAAAAACAUUUGGCUUCUUGGAACAACUCCUACUGAGGCACAAAUACUUGAUAUUGUCGACUGGAUUUCUGAAUACCACAUGGAUUCCACGGGUUUGAGCACAGAUAGCCUUGCAGAGGCAGGGUAUCCUGGAGCUGCAUUAUUAGCCGAUGCAGUUUGUGGAAUGGCUGCAGUCAGAAUCACUUCUAAAGACUUUUUGUUUUGGUUCCGAUCCCAUACUGCAAAGGAAAUCAAAUGGGGAGGUGCUAAACAUGAUGCCAGUGAUAAAGAUGAUGGCAGGAAAAUGCAUCCUCGAUCUUCAUUCAAGGCAUUCCUUGAAGUGAUCAAAAGAAGAAGUAUACCUUGGGAUGAUGUUGAGAUGGAUGCCAUUCAUUCUUUGCAGCUCAUACUGAGGGGCUCUUUUAAAGACUCGGAUGACAGUGAUGGAAAGGCAAUGAUACACACACAAAUCAAUGAUUUGAGAAUUCAGGGAAUGGAUGAAUUAAAUGCAGUCACGAAUGAGAUGGUAAGACUGAUUGAAACAGCAACAGCACCAAUCUUCGCUGUUGAUGCUUUUGGUCUGGUAAAUGGAUGGAAUACAAAAGUUGCUGAACUCACUGGGUUGUCUGCGGAGGAGGUUCUCGGAGAGCCUUUAGUCAACCUCGUUGAGGUGAACUCAAUUGAGACUGUGAAAAGGAUGCUCUGCUUGGCUUUGCAAGGGCAAGAAGAGCAAAACAUUGAAAUCAAACUGAAAAGACAUGGCAUGCAGGAGGAAAAAGGUUCAGUAAUAUUAAUUGUAAAUGCAUGCUCAAGCAGGGACCCAAAGAACAAUGUUGUGGGUGUGUGUUUUGUAGCUCAGGAUGUGACAGGAGAAAAGAUUGUUAUGGAUAAAUUCACUCGUAUUCAAGGUGAUUACAGGGCAAUAGUUCAGAAUCCAAAUGCCUUGAUUCCUCCUAUAUUUGGAGCAGAUGAAUUUGGCUGGUGUUCUGAAUGGAAUUUGGCUAUGGAAAAGCUGUCUGGGUGGAAAAGGGAGGAGAUAAUGGAUAAAAUGCUAUUAGGAGAAGUUUUUGGCCUUCACAUGACAUGCUGUCGUCUUAAAGGUCAAAAUACUAUGACAAAGCUCAGGAUUGUACUCAAUAGUGCAAUGGCAGGGCAAGAGACAGAAAAAAUUCCUUUUGGAUUUUUUGAUCGUCAUGGAAAAUAUGUAGAAGCCUUACUUUCUGCAAACAAGAAAGUAGACGAAGAGGGAACAAUCACAGGCAUUUUCUGCUUUUUGCAUAUUACGAGCCCAGAGCUUCAACAAGCAUUACAUGUGCAGCGUAUGUCAGAACAAACAGCUAUGAGAAGACUUAAGGAAUUAGCAUAUCUUCGAAUGGAAAUAAAAAAUCCACUUCAUGGAAUCAUGUUUACAGGAAAGUUGAUUGAAGACACUGAUCUGAAGGAAGAACAGAAACAACUAGUUCAAACAAGUUUAUUUUGCCAAAGACAGCUGUUAAAAAUUCUGGAUGACAUGGACUUAGAAAGCAUUGAAGACGGUUAUUUGGAAUUGGACACUGUCGAAUUUACAUUAGGAGCACUGCUUGAUUCCGUCAUUAGUCAAGUGAUGAUACAAUGUGAAGAAAAGGGACUGGAGAUGAUUCAUGAUUCGCCAAAAGAAAUGAUUACGACCUGCCUAUUUGGAGAUCAGUUGAGACUUCAGCAAAUUUUGGCAAAUUUCCUAGGAAUUGUUAUGAGGUUCACACCCCUAAAAGGUUGGGUUGGAAUCAAAGUCUGUUCAACCAAAAAGCAUUUGGGUGGUGGUGUACAUGUCAUGCACUUAGAAUUCAGGAUUAGUCAUCCAGGCCGGGGAUUGCCAGAGGAAUUGGUGCAACAGAUGUUUAAUCUGGAUAAUGACAUAUCUCAGGAGGGUUUUGGAUUGCUCGUUUGCCGAAAGCUUGUAAAACUUAUGAAUGGUGAUGUGCAGUAUGUCCGAGGAGGAGGAAAACCAUCCUUUGUUAUUGUUGUGGAGCUCGCUUCAGGUCAAAAUGAUGAAUCAUAGAUUUUUUUCUUUAAUACAAAAGAGUUUAAACUUUCAUUUUGCUUUUGAAAGUUUAGUGUGGGACCAAGCACUUAGUUUGGAAUUCAACCUAUACCAUUGUAAGUUCAAAGAGGAUGGUUGGCUGUUUGAAGUGAAAGGGCUUAUGAGGCAAGGUUGGCAUGAGGUUGAGGUCGGUUGAUUAUCAGAAAUUUUGUUGAAUCCUAAGAAUUUUCAACAUUUCCAACAUACAACAAUCUAAAUGUAGCAGUUCAAAGGUGUGCCUCAUUUGUGUUCCCUGCCAUGCAAACAAGUUAUUAAUAAGUAGAGCAGGGUGUGAAUUAUUUCUUUUCCACUUUGAAUUUCACUAUUGUGGCUUAACUCUGAGAAAUUAAUGGUUAGGUUUGUAAUUAAGAUAA